Molecule: messenger RNA, 822 nt
Organism: Capsicum annuum
Lineage: Eukaryota; Viridiplantae; Streptophyta; Magnoliopsida; Solanales; Solanaceae
Exons: 3
Coding region: 1-822 (273 amino acids)
Source: RefSeq, a predicted model, not a curated record
AUGGAGAGAGUUAUGUUUUGGAAUUCUUUAGGGAAUUUGAGUAGUAAUAUAAAUGAUCUGUGGAUAGUAGGAGGGGUUUUUAAUGUAAUAAGGCAUACAGAGGAAAAACUUGGAGGUUUACCUGUGACUUUUGAAGAAUCAAAGGACUUUAACCACUGUAUAAGCAAUUGUAAUCUAGAUAAAAUUGCUUUUAAGAAGAGUAAGUUUACAUGGUGGAAUGGAAGAGUAGAUGAAGAAUGUAUAUUCAAAAGAUUGGAUAUAAAACUAAAGAGGACCAAGGCUGCAUUGACUAAGUGGAGUAAGCAAACUUUUGGAAAUAUUUUCAAAGAGAUAGCUACUCUUGAGAAGGUAAUCAAGAUAAGGGAGAAGAAGUUUGAAGAGAAUCCAUCAGGGGAGAAGAGAUGGAGAGCAAACACAAACUUUUUUCAUGCUAGACUAAGGAUGAAAUUGCUGGAACAUAAGGAUGAAAUUGCUAAAGCUGUUGUAUUGUUCUAUCAGAACCAAUUUCCAAAACAAGAGGAUGUUCAUGAUUUUUUAACAUUGGAUUUAUUACCUACAGUGGUAACAGAUGAACAAAAUACUGGAAUUAUAAAAGUACCAACAUUGGAAGAAGCAAAAGUUGCAUUGAUGGGAAUGAAUAGAAAUAGUAUUGGAGGUCCAAAUGGCAUGACUGGUUCUUUCUUUCAGGAUUCUUGGGAAAUAAUAGCUACUGAUCUUCAUCAAAUAGUUAUAGCCUUUUUCUAUGGAUAUGAACUCCCAAGGUUUAUUACACACACAAAUUUUGUUCUUAUUCCUGAAAAGCUAACUGUUGCAGUUCUUUAG